Molecule: messenger RNA, 2404 nt
Organism: Dromiciops gliroides (monito del monte)
Lineage: Eukaryota; Metazoa; Chordata; Mammalia; Microbiotheria; Microbiotheriidae
Gene: DMP1
Product: dentin matrix acidic phosphoprotein 1
Exons: 6
Coding region: 130-1752 (540 amino acids)
Biological process (GO): ossification; extracellular matrix organization
Cellular component (GO): extracellular matrix
Molecular function (GO): extracellular matrix binding
Source: RefSeq, a predicted model, not a curated record
UUAAAAAUAUCUUCAUUGGCCCCACAAUUCUCUUGUGAGAUCUACAACCCAAUAUUUGGUGAAUUUUCUGGAGAAAGAAAUUUUGAACCGAAGAAGGGACAAAGGUUGAAAGCAUCUUAAUCAUCAACUAUGAAGACCAUUUUCCUCCUGAUCUUCUUCUGGGGACUAUCCUGUGCUCUUCCUGUAGCCAAAAAUCUCAACACAGACUCUGAGAGUUCUGAAGAAUUGAAGGGUCAUUUGGCACCGACACCAGUUCUACCUUUGGAGAGUAGUGAGUCAUCAGAAGAAAGUAAAGAUAGCUCAAAGGAACAGACAAAGGAGGAUAAGACAGACAACAGUGACAGUACUGAAUCAGAAGAAGACUUGGGCCUUACUGAUCAAGAGUCUGUUUAUAGACUAUCUGACAGCCCCUUUAAGAGUGGAAUAAAAUACGAUGAUAAGAAUGAUGAUGAAGAUGACAGUGGAGAUGACACUUUCGUUGAUAUCGACGAUGGCCAGGGGUCCAUGGAAAGGCAUCAACGUGAAGGUGAACACACCUGGUCUAGAAGAGAUGAUGAUUCUGACACCCCCUUACCCAAUGAAAAUAGUGCCGGAGAUGGGGAAGAUGUCCGUCACAAUGCUGUCAGUGAUGAAAGCAGUCAGAGUGAAAGCCGAAGCCUUGAAGAAGAGGAAAAUGAAAGUCAUAAGGUGGGUGGCCAUGACAGCAAUAGUGAUGAGUACACAGAAGGAGUAGGAAGUAAACAAAGCUACAGCACUUCCAGAGAUGAUUCUUCGUUUGAUGAUGAAGAAAUGCAAGGUGAUGACGCAGACACUAUUGGAAGCAAGACAAGUAAUUCCAGAAUGAUGAGUUACAAUGUCCACUCAAAGAAAAAGAUUCACAAGACAAGAGGUCAGGGUGGGAACAGACAAGAUUCUGAUGUGAGCCAAUUGAUGGGGCAGCGUGGCAGGAAAUCCUUCCAAAAGGCACGCAUCUCAGAGGAGGAUGACUUGGGGGAAAAUGAUGACAGUAACACCAUGGAAGAAGCCAUAAGUGACUCCACAGAAAAUAGCCAAUCCAGUGAAAACAGUCAAUCCCAUGAAAACAGCAAAAGCAAAUCCCAAGAAAAGAGCAACAGUCAGUCUCAGGAAGAUAGCCCAAAUGUUCAGGAUCUCAGCAGUGAGUCCAGCUCACAGGAAAAUGAUGAGUCUCACAACAAACAAAGUCAGACCCAGGAAGAGAAUGAAAAUGUUUCACGGGGUGAUAACCCUGACACUGACGCAAAGAGUGUUGGUCUAUCUGAAGUUAAUAAGGAAGAUAGUAGCAAUUCCUCUGAAGAGAGCAAUCUAACCAACUCCUCCAGCUCAGAUAGUGAAUCCAGAGAGGAACAAAGUGACAGUACAUCUAAUGAGAGUGGGAGCCCCUCAGAGGAGAGCAGGGAGUCAACUCAGGAAGAAGACAGUUCCAGCCAGGAAGACUUGCAGUCUCAGAGUUCAUCAGCAGAGAGCCAUAGUGCCUCCAAGGAAGACAGUGGGGAAAGCAGUUCUGAACAGCUGCAAGAAGAGGGAAACAGUCAGUCGGAAGAAGAGGCCAGAGCAUUUCAGGAAAACAGUAAGCUUAGAAAAAAUGGGAAUUCUAAUGAAAGUAAAUCAGUUAGCAGUGAAGAGAGCCUGUCCAGAAGCAUUGAAGUGGAAAGUAGAAAGCUGAUAGUUGACAUUUAUCAUAACAGACCCACUGGAGACCAUGAUGACAAUGACUGCCAAGACGGCUAUUAGCAUUAGCUCGAAAGCAUAUUUUUGGUAGAAGGGAGGGAGAGGGAGAAGGAAAUGGGGUGCUUUGAUUUAUUCAUCUUACAAUUUCUUUUGGAAGAUAAUUAACGGGACACCAUAGUCAUUUGUAAGGAAUUAUUCUUCCAUAGAAGUUCACAGAAUGUGAAAUAGCUCCAGGACACACUAUUCGUGAUAGUGGAAACAAGAAAGAAUUUUGUCUUAUAAUUUUAUAGCUUGGGUUUUGAAGAAAUGCCACAAAAUGAGGAUUCUUUCAUAAGUGAGUUUUAAGUGAUUAAAUAUUUGGUUGGAGAAAACAUUAAAAAAUUAUAAGAUAGCCGUGUUUUGGUUUAAUGAAAAAGACUUCUUUCUGUGACCAAUCUUACCCUUUUCAAUGGGUUCUCUGUAAAACAUCAAUGUUAAAGGGAUUUAUUCUGGACCACUGGUGUGUGGGAAUGGGUUAUGUGAGUUGCUGAGAUCUCCUUUUAUUUGUUAAAUUAUGUGUUUAACAUAAUUUGAGCGUCUGCUCCCUAAUUUGGCUGAUGUGCAAUACCAGAAUUGAAACUCUGUGACCAGCUGUAACUUUUGCUCAUAGCAAAUAAAAGCUGUGUAUAUAGACUUCAACUGAACUUGUUAUGUACACUUUGGAAUGUUACCUCAA